AUGUCCGCCGCCUCGCAAGACAGCCACUUUGUCGGCUGGAUCGGCCACGACAACAAGGCCAUCGGCAACAUGAAGUGGGAACCCUACACGCCCAAACAGUGGGAAGAGACCGACGUCGAAAUCGCCAUCGAGGCCUGCGGCAUCUGCGCCUCGGACCUCCACACCCUCCGCAGCGGCUGGGGUCCCGCAAACUACCCGCUCUGCGUCGGCCACGAGAUUGUCGGCCACGUCGUCCGCCUCGGCAACGAGGUCAAGCACCUCCGCCUCAACCAGCGCGUCGGCGUCGGCGCACAGAGCGGUUCCUGCCUCGAGUGCGAGGAGUGCUCCCAGGGCCUCGAACCCUGGUGCCGCAGGGGCCUCGUCGGCACCUACAACGGCAAGUUCAAGGACAAGCAGGGCAACCCCAUCGGCGCCUCGUACGGCGGAUACGCCAAGUUCUCGCGCGUCCCCGCCCACUUUGCCGUGCCCAUCCCCGACGGACUCGACUCGGCCGUCGCGGCCCCGCUCAUGUGCGGAGGCGUCACCGUCUACAACCCGCUCCGCACCAACGGCUGCGGUCAGGAGGGCUUUAAGCGCGUCGGCGUCGUCGGCAUCGGCGGUCUCGGCCACUUUGCCCUCCUCUUCGCCAAGGCCCUCGGCGCGGAAAAGAUCACGGCCAUCUCGCAGACGCGCAGCAAAGAGGAGCUGGCGCGCAAGCUGGGCGCCACCGACUUUAUCGCCACCUCCGAGGGGCCCGACGUGUUUGCCCAGCACCGCCGCUCGCUCGACCUGCUCAUCACGUGCAACAACAACGGCGACAUGCCGCUCGACAAGUACCUCACCCUCGUGCGCCCGCUGGGCAAGAUCGUCGCCGUCGGCAUCCCCGAGGAAAAGAUGAUGCCCACGCCCCUCGCCCAGCUCGCCUUUUCCGGCGUCUUCCUCGGCGGCUCGCUCAUCGGCGGGCCCGGCGUCAUCCAGGAGAUGCUCGAGCUCGCCGCCAAGCAGAACCUCGAGCCCAUGAUUGAGAAGCGCAACAUGAAGGACGCCAACCAGGCCGUCGUCGACAUGGAGGCCGGCAAGCCCCGCUUCCGAUACGUCCUCAUCAACGAGGACUACAAGGCGCCCGACCGCGCCGCCCUCUGA
Pseudozyma flocculosa PF-1 is the source of this 1122-nucleotide messenger RNA. RefSeq lists its product as uncharacterized. Gene Ontology annotation, molecular function: alcohol dehydrogenase (NADP+) activity; zinc ion binding. Gene Ontology annotation, biological process: alcohol metabolic process. The transcript is spliced from 2 exons. The coding region runs from base 1 to 1122 and encodes 373 amino acids. NCBI's taxonomy places the organism in Eukaryota, Fungi, Basidiomycota, Ustilaginomycetes, Ustilaginales, Ustilaginaceae. The record is from RefSeq and is a predicted model, not a curated record.